CAUCGAUGCGAGUUAAAAUGGGCACCCAUCCCUUCUCACACUCACCUAUAAACAUUUUGAAGGCAUCUAGAAGGGGUUGGGGUGUCUGCUGAAGGUCUCUCUCCCUUCACCACAUGUAAUCUAAUCCAAUGUAUGGCCACCUUUGUCCUCUCCGGCUGCUCUUCUAGAAAGGACACAAAGAAAGAGUGCCAUUCCUUGGCUCUUGUCUUUACUCUUGUAACCUGCAAGGCUUAGUCUAAUUCAUCUAGAAGCCAACCCAUCCUUGUCAAUCCAACUUUUCAAGAGACAAGAAACCAGCCACAUAGUUACCGACUUUUCUGUACUUAAAUGAGAACCCUAAGGAUUACAUACAUUAAAGCUUAAACACAGGCAAUUGACCCACAAAUUCUCUCCUUUAUAUAUAUAUAUAUAUAUAUAUCUGUUUCCUCCUCCACCAAAUUCUAAGAGUCAUAAAUGGAAGAAGAUACUCUCUCUCUGUCUGAACUUCCUUUAACCAAUAGUGAUUCCAGUUGGAAGGAAUACUCCGCCAGAAACAAUCAAAGCUCAUCAUCAUUUGAUGACGAUGAUGGUUUGUUCGAGUUCUUCAGUGGAGACAUUGCUGCUGCUGCUGCCUCUAGUUAUCCUGCUGACAAGAUCAUCUUCUGUGGUAAAGACAUAGCUAACAACAAAGAAGCGAAAGAGGACAGAGAAGCUCAAAGUGAACAAGGAUUCAACACUACCACAAAGGCUAUGAAAAGCUCGCUCUCGUUUAACAGAGUAGGAGCCACUACCGUCACUUCAUCAAGGCAUCAAGAAGUAAGGAAUCAAAGAAUUUUGCUGAAUUGUGGUUAUAUAACUAACAAACAAGCAGAGAAGUAUGGCUUAUCGAUGCUUACUACUCUGCAGAAGCCAAGAUGGUACUUUUUUGUAUUUGGAAUAGGAAGGCAUUCGAUGGAGAUGGAGCAGAGAGCUAUCAAGACAAGACAGAGCCGAAAAGGCUCAGUGACGAUGUUUCAUACUGUUGAGAAGGGUGAAGUGAUAAAAGGAAAGGGGAGGAGAUCAGGGGAGGGUUCAUGGGGUUUCCUAAGAAUGUUGGGUUGUACAGAUAAACGUGCGGUGAGAGUAGUGAAGGCCACCCUUGUUUGCAUGCCAGAGGUGCAAUCUAAUUACUAGCAGCGGUUUCACAAUGUAACUAUAGACUCAUAUA
Messenger RNA from Tripterygium wilfordii, 1186 nucleotides. RefSeq lists its product as uncharacterized. The coding region runs from base 454 to 1152 and encodes 232 amino acids. Lineage: Eukaryota; Viridiplantae; Streptophyta; Magnoliopsida; Celastrales; Celastraceae. The transcript has 2 exons. The record is from RefSeq and is a predicted model, not a curated record.